AUGUGGGACUCUGUUCUUGUGAACUGCUCCAAGCCUGGGAGUCCAGCAGUGGAUGCUGUUUCAGCUGUGGUGCAUGGUCCAGAGGACACACAGUAGGCUGUGUUUGAAGAAGUGAAGCCCCUUUUAACCUCUCAGAUGGGUAAGUACAAUGUGUGCAUCAUGGCAUAUGGGCAAACAGGCAAUGGAAAGUUGUACACAAUGAUUGGAGCCCAGUCUGAGGACCCCGCAGACCCUGAACUUCACUCCCAGCAGGGCAUCAUCCCCAAAGUAGCAAAUGAGUUAUUCAAGCUGAUCUCGGAUAAGGCAACAGAGACUCACACAUUGGAGGUAUCCAUCAUGGAGGUUUAUGAUAAUGAGUUAUUGGAUCUCUUGGCUAGGAGUGUCAGUGGGGUGAAAAGAGAGGACAUCACCAGCGGCUGCAGCUCAAGUGAAGCACCCUGUCUUACCUAUGAGUCAGUUCACAGCUCUGCGGAGGUGAUGCAGCUGAUCAUUGCAGUGUUGAGAAUGAGGGAUCACAACCCCACACUGGUGCACAGAGACUCAUCCAGAUCCCUUCUCAUUGCCACUCUCACCAUCACAUCCAAAAGCCCUCAUGCUCUGGCAUUGGCUUGCAGGCUGCAGAGUGCCAGACAAGACCUUGAGCACAUGCCCCAGAGGGAACGUUGGAGCCCACACUGCUGCAGGACCGCCUCCUCCCUGUUCUCUAGCUCCACCUCCUCACCUAUGACUCCCCCUUCCCCUCGGAUCAGCAUCUCCCAGGCGCCUCUCAGAACCAAGCUGCAGCUGGUGGACCUGGCUGGCAGUGAGUGUGUGGGCAUGUCUGGAGUAAGUGGUACUGCUCUGUGGGAGAACUCCUGUUGUAUAAACUGCAGCCUUGCUGCUUUGGCUGAUGUUCUGGGAGCUCUGGCAGAGCACUGUGCCCGUGUGCCAUAUCGCAACUGCAAACUCACACACCUUAUAUAGGACUCCAUAGGAGGAGAUUCUAAGCUGCUGUUGAUGCUGCACUUCCUCACUGAGUCUCUACAGGCUCUGGGCUUUGGUCCCAGGCGAUCCCCCACGUAGGAAAAAUACCACUCUCAAGAGGACGUGAACCAGGGGAGGAAUCUGCAAGAAACAGGGCCUGUCAUAAAAUGUGACAGAGGAAGUGUUUUACAGUUUAAGUGAUCAUGAGAUGUGGUCAAGUGACUACUGCAUGCAGAUCACAUGGUGGUCACAAGACUUCACAACUAAUUCAUUACAUGGUGGUGUAAAAGAACCAUAACCAAAUAGCAGUGCGUGUAAACACUAGCGUGUGUAAUUAAUAGUGACAAUCCUGAUUACAUUGAGAAACCGCCGUGCUGCUUUCAACAUGUUUACAGUUCUCUCAUGGGCUGGGUACAACAAAGACUUUGUUGUUAAGCUCAGGUCAAGAUUUUUUGUGACACUGUUAUUCUAAUUUUAUUCAGUGGUUUAUGAUUGUACAUAUAGAAAAAAAAAGGUUGCAUAAAUGGGACCAAGAUAAAUGAACAAUACACGGAGAAUACACAAUUUCCUUUAUGUAUUCUGACACUUUACCAAUGCAGUCAUGAGCAUUGUUUUUGGUUUGUUUCCGAAUGCUUGUUUUAAACAUUAUAGUAAAAUA
Electrophorus electricus (electric eel) is the source of this 1621-nucleotide messenger RNA. The record is from RefSeq and is a predicted model, not a curated record. Lineage: Eukaryota; Metazoa; Chordata; Actinopteri; Gymnotiformes; Gymnotidae.